AUGCCUGCCGUGUCAACCUCAAAUUCCAGCUCGCGCAGCGCCACCAAGCGCCUGCUGCGCGAACUCGCGGCUUGGGAAAAGGAAGCUCCCGGUGAGACGGGCAUCGAGAGGCUAGGGCCCGUGGGCGAGGACGAGCUACUCCACUGGGAAGCGGUGAUCAACGGACGGGGGAUCGGGAACGGUUACGACGAAGGCCGCUGGCUCCUCCAGAUCCAGAUCCCGCCGUCGUACCCGCUGGCGCCCCCGAAGAUGACGUUCGCGACGCCCGUGGUGCACGCCAACGUGGCGCUGGAGAGCGGCGAGAUCUGCCUAGACCUGCUCAAGGACGCCUGGACGCCCGCGUACAGCGUCCUGGAGUGCGUGCGCGCCGUGCGCAUGCUGCUGGGCUACCCGGGCACCGACAGCCCCCUCAACGUCGACGUGGCCGCCCUCAUACGCUCCGGGGACGGCGUCGGCGCGCGGAGGCUGGUCGAGUUCUGGGUCGGCGACGAUGGGGGUCGGUAUGAUGGCCGAUAG
Messenger RNA from Truncatella angustata, 516 nucleotides. Its product is annotated as ubiquitin-conjugating enzyme. Gene Ontology annotation, cellular component: nucleus. The record is from RefSeq and is a predicted model, not a curated record. The transcript has 2 exons. Gene Ontology annotation, biological process: protein polyubiquitination. The coding region runs from base 1 to 516 and encodes 171 amino acids. Lineage: Eukaryota; Fungi; Ascomycota; Sordariomycetes; Amphisphaeriales; Sporocadaceae. Gene Ontology annotation, molecular function: ubiquitin conjugating enzyme activity.